GGCUCCGGCAUCUUCGUCCCCCCCACCGGGGUGUUGCGGGAGUCCGGCUCGCCGGGGAUGUCGCUGGUGGUCUGGGCGGUCUGCGGGGUCUUCUCCAUCGUGGGGGCCCUUUGCUACGCCGAGCUGGGCACCACCAUCACCAAAUCCGGCGGGGAUUACGCCUACAUGCUGGAGGUGUACGGCUCCCUGCCCGCCUUCCUCAAGCUCUGGAUAGAGCUGCUCAUCAUCCGGCCCUCCUCGCAAUACAUCGUGGCUCUGGUCUUUGCCACCUACCUGCUCAAACCCAUCUUCCCCACCUGCCCGGUGCCUGACCUGGCUGCCAAACUGGUGGCUUGCCUCUGUGUCCUGCUCCUCACAGCUGUGAACUGUUACAGUGUGAAAGCUGCUACUCGUGUUCAGGAUGCCUUUGCUGCAGCAAAGCUGCUGGCCCUGGCUCUGAUUAUCAUUCUUGGCUUCGUGCAGCUUGCAAAGGGUGAUGUGUCAAACCUGGCUCCUGAGCACUCCUUCGAGGGCACAAAAACGGGCGUGGGGAAGAUUGUGUUGGCUUUGUACAGCGGUCUCUUUGCCUAUGGAGGAUGGAAUUACUUGAAUUUUGUUACAGAAGAGAUGAUAAAUCCCUACAGAAACCUGCCUCUGGCCAUCAUCAUCUCACUGCCUGUAGUCACUCUGGUUUAUGUGCUGACAAACUUGGCUUACUUCACAACCCUGACGAAGGAGCAGAUGCUGCUGUCUGAAGCCGUGGCUGUGGAUUUUGGGAACUACCACCUUGGUGUCAUGUCCUGGAUAAUUCCUGUCUUUGUUGGCUUGUCAUGCUUUGGAUCUGUCAAUGGGUCUCUCUUCACUUCUUCCCGGCUGUUCUUUGUGGGAUCCCGAGAAGGACACUUGCCUUCAAUCCUGUCGAUGAUUCACCCUAGGCUUCUCACUCCUAUGCCCUCCCUUGUCUUCACAUGUGUCAUGACCCUUCUCUAUGCCUUCUCCAACGACAUUUUCUCAGUCAUCAACUUCUUCAGCUUCUUCAACUGGCUGUGUGUGGCUCUGGCCAUCAUCGGCAUGAUGUGGCUGCGUUACAAGAAGCCAGAGCUGGAAAGGCCCAUCAAGGUGAACAUCUGCCUGCCCGUUUUCUUCAUCCUGGCCUGCUUGUUCCUCAUUGUUGUUUCCUUCUGGAUGACACCAAAAGAAUGUGCAAUUGGCUUUGUAAUCAUCUUCAGCGGGAUCCCUGUUUACCUCUUUGGAGUCUGGUGGCAAAACAAGCCCAAGUGGGUUCUCCAAGGCAUCUUCUCUGCCACAGUCCUGUGCCAGAAGCUGAUGGAAGUGGUUCCACAAGAAUCAUAAGCAGGAAGAGCAGAGACACUGAUCUCGAGGAAACGCACAAUAUUUUAAGACGACACAAGGAGAAAAUGCUUCUGAUCCCUCGUAAAUAAAACCU
Chaetura pelagica (chimney swift) is the source of this 1426-nucleotide messenger RNA. It is a transcript of the gene SLC7A5, whose product is annotated as solute carrier family 7 (amino acid transporter light chain, L system), member 5. Gene Ontology annotation, cellular component: membrane. Gene Ontology annotation, biological process: amino acid transmembrane transport; neutral amino acid transport. Gene Ontology annotation, molecular function: L-amino acid transmembrane transporter activity; neutral L-amino acid transmembrane transporter activity. The annotation marks the transcript as partial. The record is from RefSeq and is a predicted model, not a curated record. Lineage: Eukaryota; Metazoa; Chordata; Aves; Apodiformes; Apodidae. The transcript is spliced from 10 exons.